CUCCUGUGGCUUGCGUCACAUGUGACCUACUUUAUGGAUCGGCAAGCGAAGGCUUUGCCUGGAAGCGACAGUUCGCAAUCGCUGUUGCAAUUCAACUACUUCUUUGACGAAGACCGGAAGAUGUUGCGAUUACCCGACCACGUUUUUGGGUCGCGCUCGCUUCCGCAACGCCUUUUUGAGACUGGUGCAGUAAUUUCACCGCAACAAAAUCAACAUGCUAGUACAGUUACAUCCAUAGGUGGCAAAGGCGAGCAAAAUCUUUUUCCUGGCAGAACUGGCAACAUGGAGAACGGGAGUGUCAAGAAUGUGCCAAAUGUCCCACAACUGUUGUCUCAAUGUUUUCAGGGUGACGCAAUCACCGUAGCACCACGGCCGAGAACUACAGGUAGCAUACUGCACCAGCCAUCCCCGUUUCAGUACGAUGUGGUGAGUGCGGAGCUAGCGGAGGGCGAAAAGAUACGGAACCGAUAUGGCUGUGUAAACGGUUGGAACCACCGCUGUCUGGCGCUCCGAAAAACCAACAGAAUAGCAUCUGUACCUGUAAUAUCAUCUGAGAACAACCUAUGUCAACGCAUCAGUGCUGGCAGUGGGGGAGCAGGGAGCAACAUCAUAGAGCAUGAGGCGCGUAGUUUGCUUGCGCACCACUUUCUCGAACUGCAGAAACAAAAG
Messenger RNA from Amoebophrya sp. A25, 669 nucleotides. The record is from the annotation of a GenBank genome assembly. NCBI's taxonomy places the organism in Eukaryota, Dinophyceae, Syndiniales, Amoebophryaceae.